Molecule: messenger RNA, 2037 nt
Organism: Astyanax mexicanus (Mexican tetra)
Lineage: Eukaryota; Metazoa; Chordata; Actinopteri; Characiformes; Acestrorhamphidae
Gene: gpr208
Product: G-protein coupled receptor 20
Exons: 1
Coding region: 1-1104 (367 amino acids)
Biological process (GO): positive regulation of Rho protein signal transduction; phospholipase C-activating G protein-coupled receptor signaling pathway
Cellular component (GO): membrane
Molecular function (GO): G protein-coupled receptor activity
Source: RefSeq, a predicted model, not a curated record
AUGGAGACGCUCCUCCGAGAGUUCUUCAACAUCACCGCUGACCCUCUGGUCAACUCUUCUCACCGCCUCUGGGGAGUGCCCUACCUGAAGCGACUGGCUCACCUGGACGAGGCCCUGUACCAGGAUUUCCACAGCCUGUGGGUGGCUCUUAUGGUGGUCAACACCCUCAUGUUUGUCGUGGGGCUGUCGCUCAACAGUCUGGCCCUGUAUGUCUUCUGCACCGGCACCAGGACUCGCACAGCGCCUGUCAUCUACACCAUCAACCUGGCUGUUGCUGACCUGCUGGUGGCGCUGUCGCUGCCGGCUCGAGUGGCGCUUUACUACAGUGGCGGCAACUGCCUGGCCUGCUCCUAUGUGCACACCUUUAGCUACUUCGUCAACAUGUACUGCAGCAUCCUCUUCCUCACUAGUAUCUGCGUGGACCGGUACUUAGCGGUGGUGUGGGUGGCUGCUAGUCGCUGGAGGAGCCCGGGCAUGGCUCGAGGGGUCAGUGCUGCUGUUUGGCUCUUCGCUGUGGUGGUCACCUACUCUUUCCAGACCACGGCUCUGGAGUUCAAUGGAUCUUCUUGCUGUCAGCUGACCGCACUCUUCGCCCUCACCGUUCUGGAGUUCGUGCUGCCCUUGCUGGUCAUCAUUGCCUUCACUGCGCGAGCGGCCUGUGCUUUAACCGCCGGCCGAAGCCUCAUGCCACAGAGCUGGGGGCGGCGGGCGAGGGCCGUGCGCCUCCUGGUGGCCGUGCUGUUGGUCUUCGCAAUCUGCUUCACACCUUUCCACGUACGCGAGGCCGUGGUGUACUUCCGCCUAGGGGGCAGCAGAGAGCAGCACGUGGUGGCCUACCACACGACGGUCACCCUCAGCAGCCUCAACAGCUGCUUGGAUCCGGUGGUCUACUGCUUUGUGCCGGAUAACUUCCGCUCGGCACUAAGGAGGGCGUUCCACCAGAGGGAUCCUCAAAGAGGUGAAGCUGGGGAAGGAGCCGGAGCUGGAGUCGGCCCCAGAAGAAGCUCCAAAGGCUCGGGGGCCACUGUGGCUCUCAUGUAUAGUGUAGCAGCUCUCACGCUUACCCCCUGCCCUCAGAUAUCAAGUUCAGAACUGCCUGCAUAAAAGUGUUUUAAGGAGAAGAAUAAAAAAAACUCGCCUUUCUCGGUCACAUGACAUCAUGGCGUUCAGUAGCUCCUCCAUUUUCACUCACUUGUUUUUGUGUGUUUAUACAUGGAUUUCCGUGGAAAAUGUGGAGCAUCCAAAGUGUACAGUAAUUACGGGGCGCAGCAGUGGACAAAUAGCUAUUUUAAUAAACGUUAUUAAAAAGUUUUAUCAAACAAAACUCAGAGAUGUGCAUCCGGACGGGACUAAAAUUAAUGGAGGACCACGAAUUUAGCCUGUAAUUUUUUCCUCAGAGGACGUCUGAGAAAAACAUGUACAAGGUUGUUCCGUACAGGAAUAAAAUCGCAGAGGAAAUAUCCCUAUAAAAUAGAGAAUUAAUCCAGAACACCCUGAGAAACUAAUCCCACCUGAAUAGGGCUAAAGACGUUCUGAGGAAGAACAGGAUGAGAAUGUUUUGACAUGCAGUUACAGAAGCCAUAUUCCACAUUUUUCCCAUUCUCUCGUUUUUCUAUCUGCCUGUAGUCUCUUUUAUACACCAGAAACCAGUCGUUAUUCAUUUUUACAUAAUUUUUCACCCUCUCUUAAUCCUUCAGAAUUCAGAUUUAAAGAGGCUUUUCUUUUCGACUGUUAUGUGCUGUAUAAAUUAACUCUGUACUGUUCUUCAUUGGUUGUCCUCUAUGGUGCUUCAUUCAUAAAACAGUCCAGGCUAAAAUAUACAGAAUACUGGUUAUACAGCUCUGGAUAUCUUAAAAAAAUGAAGAGAGCACUUCAGUUUCUGAAUCAGUUUCUCUGAUUUAGCUAUUUAUAGGUUUAUGUUUGAGUAAAAUUAACAUUGUUGUUUUAUUCUAUAAACUACAGACAACAUUUCUCCCAAAUUACAAAUAAAAAUAAUUUAAUUUCGAGCAUUUAUUUGCAGAACAUGAUAAAUGUCUG